GGAUUUCGCUCUUGCUAAACGAAACGAGCCAUCAUGCGAGGCCAAACGGCUGUCAUCUCUAAUGGAAUUAGCGUUCGUUGCCAGUAUGUCAGUUAUAAAGAACUUGACCGUCGCUCACCAGUAUAGCCAUCAUCAACGCAGCUGAGCUGGACUUUCGUUUACUUUUUGCAUUUCGUCUUUCGUUUCAACUUCGUUUAGUCACUCUUUUUACCAAACAUUAUCCAUCAUCAUCAUCAUCAUCAUGAAGACUGUCGCUAUCCUCGCUGGCAUGGCCGCCAUGGCUAACGCCCACGCCACAUGGCAACAGCUUUGGAGGAACGGUGAGGACCUAGAGUCCACUUGCGCCAGGUUGCCUCCAUCCAACAGCCCCAUUGAGGACUACACUAGCACUGCUCUGCAAUGUAACGUCAACCCUGCUGCUGCUGCUGGAAAGUGUAGCUUCGAGGCUGGCGACACAGUCACCAUCGAAAUGCACCAACACAACGACCGUGAAUGCACCAAGGAGGGCAUCGGUGGUGCCCAUUGGGGACCUGUUCUUGCCUACAUGGGCAAGGUCGAGGAUGCUGCCCUUGCCGAUGGUUCGGGCGAGUUCUUCAAGAUCUACCAGAACGGAUGGAAGAAGAACCCGGAGGCCGCUCAAGGAGACAACGACUUCUGGGGAACCAAGGACCUCAACUACAACUGCGGUAAACUCGACUUCAAGAUUCCCGCUGACCUUGCUCCUGGUGACUACCUCCUCCGAGCUGAGGCUAUCGCUUUGCACGCUGCCAGCUCAGGAGGUGGUGCUCAGCAUUACGUGACCUGCUACCAGCUCACCGUCACUGGUAGCGGAUCUGCCACCUUCGAGGGUGUCAAGUUCCCCGAGGCCUACUCCAAGACCGGCCCUGGUCUUGGAUUCAGCAUCCACGCUGACCUUUCUGACUACCCCAUUCCCGGCCCAGCUCUCAUCGCAGGUGGGUCUGAGGCUACUCCCCAGCUUUUGACCUUCGGUCAGAUCACCGGUGCUCCCCCAGCAGCCACCGGUGGAAGCGGAAGCCCCAAGCCUUCUGCUACCACUGCUGCCGCCCAGCCCACCUCUACUGCCGUCGCAGCUCAGCCUACGACCUUGAUCACUUCCGCUGCUCCCACUGCAUCCGCAAGCGCAACACCCGUCGCCGAGCCAGUCUCAUCCAGCCCUGCUCCCGCUCCUUCUGCAACCGCCCCUGCCGCAUCUGCUCCUCCCGCGGCAUCCCAGACUCCCGCCCCAUCGGACAAGGAGUACACCCUCGAGACCUUCAUUGCUUGGCUUCAAGAUGAGGAGGCCGCCGAUGUUGCUAAGGCAAAGGCUCGCCGCCAUGCUCGCGCAUUUCGCGUCUAAAGAGCAUAGUCUCAUAGCAUUCACACAACCAGAAAUGAUUGUUCAUGGAUAACAAAGGGGAGGAAACGAUUUUCGUGUAAAUACUUUUAACUCUUUGAUAGAGGAUUUUCAAUUCACUUCUCAUUUGGCAAUGC
Aaosphaeria arxii CBS 175.79 is the source of this 1491-nucleotide messenger RNA. Its product is annotated as lytic polysaccharide monooxygenase. The transcript is spliced from 3 exons. Bases 242 to 1357 code for a protein of 371 amino acids. The record is from RefSeq and is a predicted model, not a curated record. NCBI's taxonomy places the organism in Eukaryota, Fungi, Ascomycota, Dothideomycetes, Pleosporales.